UGUGGCUCUCUUCUCUUCAAGCAGAAGCAGACAAGAACUUUCGGCCAUUUUUUCGGGGUGUUUGUUGUUUUCACCCAAACAAGAGGCUGUUCUCAGGUCGACGCUGAGACGUGCCUACAAGUCAACCUAUUGCUGGUUUGGAGGAGGGUAAAAUGAUCCCAGAUCAGUGUCUGUUUCAGUGUCAUGCCGUCCCCUAUCGCGCUGCUAGGUGCACGGCAGCCUCGCGAUAGCCUCGCCUACUAGAAUCAAAGCUUCGUUGGCGAACUGGAUGCUGACAGGCGCGCGGUGCGGUCGGUCGUCAUGCAAAGGUUACAUUGGAUCCGUUUCAGCGAGUCUCUAAAGAAGCUGCUUCUCUCCGCCGGACCCCGCACGGAGCGCAACAUGCGAGACGUCUAGCAACACAAACACGCUCGGACUCACGUUAACUGGACCGUUUGGCUCCAGCAGGUGCCAAACGAUGGACGAAAGUUUGGGAUUUCCGCAAACGGCAGUGUGUACGCUGGCUCCUAUCAGCGGUAAAGUGGCUUCAUGAGUGUCCAAAGUAACAGUGGAAGUGGUGGUGGAAGUUUGGAGGCGACGCCAUCUUGGUCGCAGCUCUCCUCGUCCCCAACGAUUUCUCAACAACAUAUAACGGCGACCGCAAAGAGCAAGGAAGGCCCCAUGGAGGAGCUGCACAGCCUGGACCCCAGGAGACAGGAGUUGCUGGAGGCCAGGUUCACAGGAGCAGUCAGUGGCAACACAGGAGGCAGCACUGGGAGUACCAGUGGAGGUGCUAAGGGUCUGGCCAAUGAGUCUUCUAACCACAGCUAUGGUAGUUUGGGCUCAUCUAGCGACAAGGAAUCCGAGAACUCUGAUUUGAAAAGAGGGAGCUCCCCUGCCUACUCAACCCCAGAGAAAAAACACUCGGAAUCGUCCAGGGGGAGGAAAAGGAAAGCUGACACCUAUUCAGAGAGCAGUCAAGGGAAGACCUCCACACGUGGGCCCAAGAUCAGUGACUACUUUGAUGGUGGGAAUGGUUCCAGUCCAGUCAGAGGCCUCCCAUCAGCUCGCCGCUCUCCACAGAACUCUCACUCUGCCCCGGGCUCAAUCAUCCGGCAAAAUAGCUCCUCUCCUACGAGUCUGUGUUUUGGAGAACACAAUCCCAAAGCCUCCUCCAGCAAGUGUGUCCAGACAGAGCUAACAGGCCUGAAACUUGCCGCUCUGGAGAGCAACAAGAGUCUGGACCUGGAAAAAAAAGAGGGACGUAUCGAUGACCUGCUCAGAGCUAACUGUGACUUGCGGAGGCAGAUAGAUGAACAGCAGAAACUCCUGGAGAAAUACAAGGAGAGGCUCAAUAAGUGCAUCACCAUGAGCAAGAAACUGCUUAUAGAGAAGAGCACCCAGGAGAAGCAGUCAUGUCGUGAGAAAAGCAUGCAGGACCGUCUCCCGUCUCGGUCACUUCACACUGUCAGACACGGAGCGUCCUACACAGAGCAGUGGACGGACGGAUACGCAUUCCAGAACCUGAUCAAGCAACAGGAGGGCAUCAACCAGCAGAGGGAGGACAUAGAGCGACAGAGGAAGCUGCUGGCCAAGAGGAAGCCUCCUAACCCUGCAUCUCCCUCCCUCUCGGUUGCCUCCACUUCUGAAGCCAAGCAGCGGAAAACUAAGGUGGUCAACGGCAACGACUCUGACCCGUUUCUCAAGCCCUCCUUGCCCCAGCUACUGACACUCGCUGAGUACCACGAGCAGGAAGAAAUCUUCAAGCUUCGCCUAGGACAUCUGAAGAAGGAGGAAGCAGAGAUCCAGGCAGAGCUGGAGCGGUUGGAGCGGGUAAGGAACCUCCACAUCCGAGAGCUGAAGAGGAUAAACAACGAGGACAGCUCAGCGUUUAAAGACCAUCCCACCUUGAAUGAGAGGUACCUGCUGCUGCACUUGCUGGGCAGGGGUGGCUUCAGUGAAGUCUAUAAGGCUUUUGACCUGUUUGAGCAGCGCUACGCAGCUGUUAAAAUCCACCAGCUCACAAAAACUGGGAGAGAGGAGAAAAAGGAGAACUACCACAAGCAUGCAUGCAGGGAGUACCGGAUACACAAACAGCUGGACCAUCCCAGAAUAGUCAAGCUGUAUGACUACUUCUCCCUGGAUACUGACACGUUCUGUACAGUUCUAGAGUUCUGUGAAGGCAACGAACUGGACUUCUACCUGAAGCAAAACAAGCUGAUGUCAGAGAAGGAGGCCCGCUCCAUUGUCAUGCAGAUUGUCAGCGCCCUGCGCUACCUCAACGAAAUCAAACCCCCCAUCAUCCACUACGACCUCAAACCCGGUAACAUCUUAUUGGUGGAUGGUACUGCAUGUGGAGAGAUCAAAAUCACAGACUUUGGCCUGUCUAAGAUUAUGGAUGAUGAUAACUAUGGUGUGGACGGAAUGGACCUCACGUCCCAGGGGGCAGGCACCUACUGGUACCUUCCUCCAGAGUGUUUUGUGGUGGGGAAGGAGCCACCUAAAAUCUCCAACAAGGUGGAUGUCUGGUCUGUGGGAGUGAUCUUCUUCCAGUGCCUCUACGGACGCAAGCCGUUUGGUCACAACCAGUCACAGCAGGAUAUUCUCCAGGAAAACACCAUCCUCAAAGCCACAGAGGUCCAGUUCCCUGCUAAACCACAGGCCAGCACAGAGGCCAAGGCAUUUAUCAGGCGCUGUCUGGCUUACCGCAAGGAGGACCGGUUUGAUGUUCACCAACUGUGCUCGGACUCCUACCUCCUCCCUCACAUGAGACGUUCAAACUCCUCCGGCACCCUGCAGCCCGCCUCCUCGUCUCUCCCGUCCUACUGACUGGCUUGCAUGAUUGACAGGACCCUUUGGCCACUCUCGAGGCAGGAUUGUUGGAAUCUGAAGAUAAUGGAUGCAGCCGUUUUUUUUACCCGAGCUGUUCCCAAAUGGAUGAAUAAGCAACAGAGCAGAAUAAAACACAAGAUGGAAGAGUGAAACUCCCUUUGCACAUGUUGUCCAAAGUUGUGCCCUAGAACUCAACCGUGUGAGAUGGGGGAAAGAACAUCACUGGAAAAUAGAAUGGAAGGGAGAGAGAGCAGGGCAAGAAUUGAAAGCGACUCAUCCUUGUUUAGAUUUAUUGGAUUUAUUUUUGGACUUUAUUAAAACAACCCUUUAGGAGACAUUUCAACAGCUAUAGGAGCUCCUAGAUGCCGUGUUCAAGCCCACAUCGCUCAUCUCUAUUCCAUAGUACAUCUCACAAGAUGGCUCAGGAUUUGUUCAACCUAAAGCCGCUGUUGUAGAUGUUGAUUUGAGGGUGGCAUUGACUGAUGGGAAACUGAAUUAAAAAAGGGCAAACAGGUGUGCAUUGCAGAGAAGGGCUACCUACUCAAGUAAACUCUGCACUCCAUUGUUAUAAGGCACAACAUGAUGGUUACAUCUGAAUGAGUUUACCCAUAUAAUCCUUCUGUACAUGAUGGGGUUCACUUGAAAGUGACAUAACCUUAAUGGGACUCCAUUUAAAUAAAAGAAAGUAAAAAAAUUUAAAAAAAGUUCCAGAUAACAUUUCUGGGCUUGAUUUGCACUUCCGGUCCAGGUUGUGGUGAUCUGGUCUCGCACAUUUGGCAUGAAGUACUACAGAGCGGGCGAAUUCUGAACUUAUCAAUCGCCAAGUCCUCCGUUCAGAUUUUCUCUUUUGUUACAAAGCAAUUCAGAGCAACUGCUGGGUUUACAGGAAGUGGGUCUGUGAAUCGGUCUUAAUCAUCUUUGUUAUUCAGGUAAGAGUCUAAAGUAUUACAGUACCAUGUUUUCAUCGAUGUCCUCAGCUACCUGCCUGGAGAGAGUUGGACUUCAUGAACUGAGUGACUGGAUCAGCUGUUACUGUACUGCAAAGACUCGGGACUCAGAAUAUAGUCACUCACUCGCAAAUACAUAAUGAGGCUUAUCCUUGCUUCCCAGUGUCUCACUUUGCACUGUCAAUUUGUGUUUCCUCCUGAAAGCUGUUCUCAGUUUGCUGCUAUAAAUUUUGCUUUUAGUUUGUAAUGUGUGAAUGGUUUUUGCCUUGAAUAUGUGCAUACUUGAACUGUGUUAAGAGGAACACUCUCCAUAGCCCCUCUUCUGAAACAGCCCCCCCCCCACACACACACACACCACACCACACUGUGCUAUUUGGGGUGUGCAACAUGUUCUUGUGCCACCAACAUUCAUGGCUACAUAGGUUUUUGUUUAUUUACAAAUCCAACACAUUAUAUGGAGCAAAGGCCCAGUAUGCUGUGUAGUGAGGAAUGGUCGCACCUGUUUCUGCCAUGUCGAGGUGGGCACGCUCCCAAGUUGGAGGUGUUGCAGCAUGAGUUACUGCGGCUAGAAAUCAAGUGGAUAUAUCCAAAUGUUGUCGUCCUGUAAAUAUAACACUUACCUGUACGUUGUUGUGACAUUAUAAACCCUCUGAAAUACAGGCAACCUGGACUCUGCAAAGCACAUCUGUCAGAUAAAGGACACGUGGGAGUAGUUAACA
Molecule: messenger RNA, 4477 nt
Organism: Cyclopterus lumpus (lumpfish)
Lineage: Eukaryota; Metazoa; Chordata; Actinopteri; Perciformes; Cyclopteridae
Product: serine/threonine-protein kinase tousled-like 1-B
Biological process (GO): chromosome segregation; intracellular signal transduction; peptidyl-serine phosphorylation
Cellular component (GO): nucleus
Molecular function (GO): protein serine/threonine kinase activity; ATP binding
Source: RefSeq, a predicted model, not a curated record